AUGCAUACUGCUGUCUCUGACUCGGGCCAAGCUCCUGACACUCGUGGCCUGUCUGGCCUAUUCGGGAGCUUGAACAUCCAGGGUCAGCGUCCAGGAGCAAAGUAUAAUGGCAUCAAGAACAACAUGCCGGUAGCUGUGCCUCCUUACAACCAGCUGGUUCUUCUGCCCAAUGGGACUAUUUAUGGCGGUCUACCCUACGACCAGAACCCGUAUCUACCCACGACUGGUAUCUAUCCAGGCCUGGCUCCUCCAUGUCCGGUGGUUCCCAACCCUGCCGGUGACUUCUACCAUGCUCCCGCCCCGAACAUGGAGGCUCCUGCACUGCCCAACUAUGGUUUCAAUAGCUUUUCCCAGCCGGCACCGCCUUGUUUACCCUUUCAAAUGAUGAAGACUCCCACCGGAUACAUUUUGCAAGACCUUGAAAGCUUAACCCAACAAGAUCCACCGAUCCCACGGGCCGUGCCUGCUAUGUGGACUAACCCUUCUGAACUGACGCUUGCCAAAUGUCUCGAGAACCGAGAAGGCAUCACCAAUGUCUACAUUAGAGGCUUUCUUCCCGAGACUACCGAUGAGAUGCUGCACGCCUAUGCCUCCCGCUUCGGAAAAAUUGAUCGAUGCAAAGCAAUCGUGGACCUGGACACGGGCCUUUGCAAAGGGUUUGGCUUUGUCCAGUACUACAAUUUUGAAUCCUGCGAAAACUGUAUUCGAGGGUUCUUCUAUCUUGGCUACCAAGCUAGCUUCGCUCAGAAAUCUCGCAACUCCCGUCUUAAGGAUCUCGAAGACAAGACAUCCACCAAUAUCUAUUGCACCAACAUUCCAAUCGAAUGGACAGAGGCUGAUCUCCGUCAUCACUUUGAGCCAUACCGUGUGAUUUCCGAGAAGAUCAGUCGUGACGAAAAGACCGGAGUGAGCAAGGAGGUUGGGUUUGCCCGAUUCGAAACUCGCGAAAUCGCGGAGCAUGUGCUGUCUGAGUAUCACAAUGUGGUUGCCAAAGAUGGUGUGAAGUUGCUCCUACGUUUCGCAGACACCAAAGCCCAAAAGCUUCUCAAGCAGCAGAGUAACGAGCGUCGCGCCUAUCGUGCAGGCGAAUACAACUAUUCGGUCGAGGUAGUCCAGGGUUCCACUCCAUCACCCUCUGUUAACCGUCUUCAGCAGACUGCAUCUCAUCUCAGUCCCAACUCGCAAGCGAGCUAUGUGUCUCCUCCUGGAGUGGGCGCAGCUUGGACUCCGGCGACAUCUAUUUCCCCAUCGUUUCCCUUGGCGAAGAACCAGGUCAGCAACAUGAGGUUCAACUCGUGGUCUUCCAGGAAUGGAGCGGGAGGACUGGAGAAUACCCCUCUCUACCGUGGACGACGGGGGGUUUGGACUGAAAAUAACUCCGGCUCUUCUUCCAAGGCUGCCUUCCCUACCACACCCUGCAUUGAAUCUCGCUCCGAGCAAUCUAGCCCCCGAAAGGAGAUAAAGGCCGGUUCCCUGUCACCGAUUUCCUCCCGCAAAGAGGUCAUUGUGACUUCGCCCCGGUCGGUCAUCUGA
Molecule: messenger RNA, 1533 nt
Organism: Aspergillus ibericus CBS 121593
Lineage: Eukaryota; Fungi; Ascomycota; Eurotiomycetes; Eurotiales; Aspergillaceae
Product: putative RNA binding protein MSSP-2
Exons: 6
Coding region: 1-1533 (510 amino acids)
Cellular component (GO): nucleus; ribonucleoprotein complex; cytosol
Molecular function (GO): poly(A) binding; mRNA 3'-UTR binding; poly(U) RNA binding
Source: RefSeq, a predicted model, not a curated record